AUGAGUUCUGCGAAUUGCUUCAGUCUGACAGCUCUGCUGUCCCUGCUGUCCACUAUUGUUGCUGCCUCCACAACCCCUAAAGGCCAGACAAUUGAAGUCAACGGCAACUCUUACUACGUGUCCACCACUGCGGUGACAACCCUCAAGAUCCCCACUGGCCAAGAGCACCAAAAGAAUGGUCUCCUUCCACUCACCGUCAUUCGGAGCGAUGCCUCGAAAUUGACGACUUCACUCAUCAAGAGCCUGGUGAAUGUUUACCAAACAGAUGAUGACGUUUUUAACACCGGUUUCCUUGAAAAUAUAUUCAUCACGUAUAAUGGCACUGGCAAGAAGCCAUCCGAAGAUGUCUCUUUACCUUCAAGUUGGGGGAACAAAUUUUUAGGCUUCUCCGCUGCGUAUAGCACCAAGAAGGUUACCACCUCUUCGAAGAGUAUUCCCCCGGGACCAUACUUCUUGGAUGCAGUGACUGGAGAUGUAUUCGAAGCCUAUUUGCUAUAUUCUGAUGUGAUGGGGUCCUUCACUCAGGGUCUCUACGCGGUAGGUGAUGGAUCUUACGACGUACUCCCAGCGAGUCUCCAAGGAUAUGCGUCCCUGACCAUUGGGGUCCCAUCUCGUCUGUAUUUCACCAAGACGAAGCAUAAGCCUCUUGCAGGAGUACGGCUGGGUGUAAAGGACCUUUACGAUAUCAAAGGUGUCAAGACUGGCUGCGGCAACCGUGCCUAUUACGAAACUUACCCAGCAGCCAACACAACUGGGCCAGCGAUUCAGUCCCUGAUUGAUGCUGGUGCCGUAAUCGUUGGCAAGAUGAAGACAAGCCAGUUUGCCAACGGAGAGACCGCCACAGAUGACUGGGUUGACUACCACUCCCCCUUCAAUGCACGGGGAGAUGGGUACCAGGAUCCUAGCUCAUCCUCCUCGGGCCCUGGUUCUGGAAUUGGAGCAUAUCCCUGGCUGGAUAUUGCUAUUGGCAGCGACACUGGUGGCUCCAUUCGUAACCCGUCGCAGGUGAAUGGUUGUUUUGGCAACCGUCCAUCAUGGAAUCUCGUGUCGCUGGACAAUGUUAUGCCUAUGUCUCCUCUUCUUGACACCGCUGGUUUUCUCACUCGGGAUGCAAAGCUGUGGCAGAUCGCUUCGGAGGUGCUUUACGCCAGCGCUAACUUGAAGUCCUACACGAAGUACCCCAAGAGCAUUAAGACAAUCGGGUUCCCCACCAGCGCUUCUACCGAAGCAUAUGGUAUUGUGCUGGACUUUGUAUCCAGACUGUCCUCCUUCUUAGGCGGUGCGAAAGUCACUACUCUGGACUAUGAUUCUCUGUGGGAAUCCACCAAGCCUUCCAGCGUGUCUGCCAAUGUGACCCUGGGGAUGAUGUUGAACAUCACAUACCCUAUUCUCAUUUCGAAGCAGCAGUUCCCUCGUGUCGGCCAGUCACUCUACACCGACUACGCUGCUGCAAAUGGUGGCCGCAAGCCGUUCAUUGACCCUGUCCCUCUGUCUCGCUGGAACUGGGGGUUGCAGUAUCCCGAGUCCCAGCUGGAGACGGAGAUCAAGAACAAGGAUACUUUCACUUCCUGGUGGAACAGUACCGUGCAAGUCUUCGAUCCGGUGACUUGCUCGGACAGUUUGAUUUUGUAUGUGGGUGCGGCUGCGACACCGACAUAUCGCAACGUGUAUCGCAGCAUGCCCGGCAUCCCCAGCGGAUUUGCUGCCUCACGUAUCGCGAACUUUGCCGGUGUUCCGGAUAUGGUUGUUCCCACGUAUACUGAUGGUGCGUUCAUAAUAGUUGGCCAGGCAAAGUAUAACUCCACCAUUACGGGGCAGAAGGAGUACUUACCGGUGGCGGUUGACUUCAUCGCGCCGCAUGGUUGCGAUCUGAUGAUCUUCAAUCUUGUCAAUGAACUGGUGGCAGCGGGUAUUGUCCGAGAGCCUGUGGCUGGAUCGACCUUAUAUGGCGACGAGACGAUUUAUUAUCAUUAG
Molecule: messenger RNA, 1974 nt
Organism: Penicillium subrubescens
Lineage: Eukaryota; Fungi; Ascomycota; Eurotiomycetes; Eurotiales; Aspergillaceae
Exons: 3
Coding region: 1-1974 (657 amino acids)
Source: RefSeq, a predicted model, not a curated record